Cylindrotheca closterium is the source of this 393-nucleotide messenger RNA. The record is from the annotation of a GenBank genome assembly. NCBI's taxonomy places the organism in Eukaryota, Bacillariophyta, Bacillariophyceae, Bacillariales, Bacillariaceae.
AUGGAUGUUAGGGACCAUGAAGGGCCAUUUGAACCAACUCCGUCUCCUUUUUGGGGGAGCCCAAGUCCUCCUGUUCCUACAAUGCAUGAUCCAUUUGCACGGGCACCAUCUCUGUAUCACACAGCGCCAGUCCAGCAGUCGCCAUUCCAUCCUAUGCCAGUGCAACAACAUCCUCACAUGACUCCGGGAGUGUAUCACAUGCCCUCGCCAUACCAGCCAACGCCACCGUCGCAGUAUCCACAUUCACCGUACCUGCACCCGACAUUCGUGCCUGACGGAAUGGGUGGAUACUAUCAGACAAUGGUAAAUCCCGCUGCUAUGAUCCCGGGACAUCCUCAUGGUGGCCUUGUUUACUCGCCUGUUGUUGCAAAGCCGGGUGCUCUCAAGAUUUGA